AUGUUUUCUCCAAUAUCAACCUCGGGAACAGGGGCGAUUCUAUUUCAAAUAUUUCCUAGUCUACCUCAUAAUCAUCGCUGUCGAAUAAUUCAACUUUCCUAUGUGGGACUAAAUGCAAGGAAAGCAUGUUUACGGAACUCUUCAUCCUCAUCUCAGUGGAAAAAUAGACAAUCGAAAGAUCCUUUCGCAAAAGAGGCAAGAGUUCGUCAGCUGAAGAGUAGAGCUGCAUUCAAACUCCUAGAACUUGACUCCAAAUACACGCUAUUCAAAAGGGGCCAAACGGUAGUUGAUCUCGGGUACGCACCAGGAAGCUGGUCGCAAGUUGCUAAAGAGCGGACGAAACCUAACGGACGUGUCUUGGGUAUUGACAUCCUUCCUGCCUCACCUCCUUCCGGGGUAUCGACUAUCCAAGGAGACUUUUUGACGCCCGGAGUUCAGGCAGAGGUCAAAAAGUUCUUAUCAGAAAUCGAUCUUGGAAGGUGCAGACCACCUGCCUUUCCAAGUUCCAGCGAACCGGAUCUCUCAUUAUUGGGAGAAGAACAGAGCUACCUCGGACGUGAUAGAGAGGAGGAGAGCCAGGAACUCUGCAAUCAACCAGCCUUGUUAUCACAAAGCGAAUCAUAUAAAGUUGUCGAUGUUGUUCUGAGUGAUAUGUCAGAACCCUGGGAGAUAAUUCAAAGUCACUGGAAUAGAACACUUAGUGACCCAUAUCGCAGGCUGAUGAACACAUCUGGUAUCAAGUUCAAAGAUCAUGCCGGCAGUAUGGACCUAUGUAACGCAGCCUUAAAUUUUGCCCAGGAGACUCUCAAGGUUGGUGGUCACUUUGUAUGCAAAUUUUAUCAAGGCUCUGAAGACCAUUUGCUCGAGACAAAGUUGAGGAAAUUAUUCAGAAACGUAUACAGGCAGAAGCCAGAUUCAUCUAGAAACGGGUCUCGAGAGGCAUAUCUUGUCUCACUUAACAGGUUGAGUGUGUAA
Molecule: messenger RNA, 975 nt
Organism: Blumeria graminis f. sp. triticale
Lineage: Eukaryota; Fungi; Ascomycota; Leotiomycetes; Helotiales; Erysiphaceae
Source: the annotation of a GenBank genome assembly